ACGUACAACAUGUUCUCCAAAAUCGUAGUACUGUGCGCUUUGGUCGCGGUGUCGAAAGCUGGACUUCUGGCUGCUCCCGUGCACUACUCUCCCGCUGAAGCCGUUUCUUCCCAAAGCAUUGUGCGCCAUGACCAGCCUCAGCUCCACGCUGCCAAGCUCGCUGUUGCUACCCCUGUAGCCUACCACGCGGCCCCUGUAGCGUACCAGGCUGCCCCAGUUGCCUACCACGCGGCCCCUGUAGCGUACCAGGCCGCCCCAAUUGCCUACCACACUUCUCCACUCCGCUACUCCUCGGCUGAAUCUGUCUCGUCCCAAAACAUCGUCCGUCAUGACCAGCCCCAGACUAUCCAAUACGCCGCUCCUGUAGCCAAGUUGGCCGUCGCUGCUCCCGUAGCUUACCACGCUGCUCCCGCCCCUGUUACCUACCACGCCGCCCCUGCCGCCGUGUCUUACCACUCUGCCCCAGUAGCCAAAAUUGUAGCUCACCAAGCUGAGGAAAUUGCCUACCCCAAGUACGAGUACAACUACUCCGUAGCUGACGGUCACUCCGGCGACAACAAGUCCCAACAAGAGGUACGCGACGGUGAUGUUGUGAAGGGUUCAUACUCUUUCCACGAAGCUGACGGCUCUAUCAGAACUGUUGAAUACACCGCUGACGACCACAGCGGCUUCAACGCGGUCGUCCACAACACCGCCCCCACAGCCGCCCCUACUCACAUCAAGGCUGUGCCCGCUCUUCAGUACUACCACCACUAA
This is a messenger RNA of Bombyx mandarina (wild silkworm), 756 nucleotides long. RefSeq lists its product as uncharacterized. Lineage: Eukaryota; Metazoa; Arthropoda; Insecta; Lepidoptera; Bombycidae. Gene Ontology annotation, cellular component: extracellular matrix. The record is from RefSeq and is a predicted model, not a curated record.